GUGUUGGUAGAAGAGACGAAAAUAAUUUUCGCAUCUUUGCGAAACAAGAAAAUAUUUAAGAAUUCGUGGUCCAAUCAUAAGUUUCUGAUGAAAAUAUUAUACUUACUUAAUGACUAAUAACAUAAGUAUUUAUUAAAACAUAAAGUUGAAGUGAAUUAAGUUGUUUAAAAUGCAUUUUCCGUACAUGAAAGUUCUUGUUUACGUUUUAACAUUUGUUGGAUAUUGUUAUUCUGGUUACGGCAGCUCAAUACUCUCAUCGUUAAGAGAUGCAGUUCUUAGUGCUGAAAUAAUAUUUGGAGACGUUUUCAAGAAUGUCAUCUCAGUCUCAAAGAAGUUUAAAACAGUCCACGAAAUCUUCGAUUCAGCUGUCGAAGAGAAUUGCGUUUAUGAGUGCCCUGAAAAACAACGUCCAAUUAAGAAUAAGCUUCACCUUCCCAGUUCUGAUGGUUGUGGCUCAUUAGGAAUGAAAAUCGACACUGAAUACUUGCCAGCUCCGGAGAUGGCACGUUGUUGUGAUGCUCAUGAUAUUUGCUAUGAUACAUGCAACAGCGACAAAGAACUUUGUGAUCUUGAAUUCAAGCGAUGUCUUUAUAAGUAUUGUGAUACUUUUGAGAAAGGAUCGGCUGCAGAUAUCGUCAUGAAAGGAUGCAAAGCUGCAGCUAAAAUGCUCUUCACAGGAACAAUGACUUUAGGCUGUAAAUCAUAUCUUGAUUCACAACAAAGAGCCUGUUAUUGUCCACCUACAUCAAAAUCUGGAAAAGAUCGUGACAAAUACAGUGGAAAGAAACCAAAAGAUAAAAAGAAUUGGCGUUCCAAUGAUGAAAUUUAAAUUCGAAUAACUUUCUUGUGUUUGUUGUGAUUUUUCUUUCUAAUGACUAAUAAAUCUUGUAGGAAUUUUGUAUUGCUUUAAUAAAUUGUUUUUGUACUAAUAAG
Messenger RNA from Clunio marinus, 933 nucleotides. NCBI's taxonomy places the organism in Eukaryota, Metazoa, Arthropoda, Insecta, Diptera, Chironomidae. The record is from the annotation of a GenBank genome assembly.